Molecule: messenger RNA, 990 nt
Organism: Castor canadensis (American beaver)
Lineage: Eukaryota; Metazoa; Chordata; Mammalia; Rodentia; Castoridae
Source: RefSeq, a predicted model, not a curated record
AUGGGCGGCAUUGCCAGUGGUCAGUCUGCCCUGCCUCUCUCAUCCAGCUCCGAGGUUGGCUCUGUAGGGCUGUGUAGAGAAAGGACUGGCCUGGCCAGGGCCUCUGGGCCCCCAGCCAACACCUGGGAACCAGAACCUCCUCUCCCUGGGAACCAAGGGCCUGAAGGUCUGACCUCAUCCUCCUUUGUAUCCUACUCCACUCCAGGACUAUGCCAAUCUGUGGCCAUGCUCCCACCAGCUGCUUGCCUCCUGCCCCUCCUGCUGAUAAUAGGCAUAGGGGACUCCGUGCCCAGCCCCCAGUCACCUCCCCAGAGCUGCUAUGUGGCUGAAGAAGCUGGUGAGCGGACCUUCCGCUGUAGCCAGGCAGGCCUGAGUACUGUGCCCACUGGCAUCCCUAACAACACCCGAAAGCUCUACCUGGAUGCCAACCAGCUGGCAUCAGUGCCUGCUGGUGCCUUCCAGCACCUGCCUGUCCUGGAGGAACUAGAUCUGUCCCAUAAUGCUCUUGCCUACCUCUCAGAGGCUGCUUUCCAGGGCCUGGCAGGCACUCUGCGCCAUCUUGACCUCUCUGCUAACCAGCUAGCCUCAGUGCCCGUGGAAGCCUUCGUGGGGCUGCAGAUCCAAGUGAACCUGUCUGCCAACCCAUGGAGCUGUGAUUGUGCCCUCCAGGAAGUGAUCAGGCAGGUGAGGCUGGCGCCAGGCACUGGAACAGGCAUUGUGUGUGGUCCAGGAGCCCAACCAGACCUCGUGGGGCAGGAGUUCCUGCUGCUGGCCAAGGAGGAAGAGCUGUGUGGGACAGGGCGGGGAGGGGCCCGGCGGAGCACUGAUGUGGCUUUGCUGGUCACUAUGGGGGGCUGGCUAAUGCUGGUGGUGGCUUAUCUGAUCCACUACAUGUGGCAGAACCAGGAUGAGACCCGACGCCCCCUCAAGCGGGUCCCUGUGUUGCCUGUGCGCUCGGAGGACUCCUCUAUCCUCAGCACAGUUGUCUGA